ACAAAACAAUCACAUUUCCUACAAUCCUACAAAAUUCAAGACCACGAAUCCUACGAUCUACUCUAUCACCCUCUUUCCAAUUCUGAGGAUUUAAAUACUCUACGCAAACAAUCCCGCGCACACAAGCCUUCCACUGCUCAACGACGAGCCGCUGCACCACACAAACAUCAACAUCCUCACACUCUUCCUCCAAACCAACAUAUCCUUACAAUGGCUGCCACUGCCACCCAAAACCCCGUAGUCAAGACCGAGUCGAAGUCUGCGAAGAAGAAGAAGGUUGCCAAGACAGCUGCCACCGAAAUUGAGUCUCCAGCUUCUGCCGCGGAGGUUACUCCUGGAAAUGGCGUUGCGGAUAGUGCGAACGGCGAUGGAGGCUACGAAAGCCCCUACAUCAAGGAGCUUUACAAGAAUAUCCGCAACGUCAACAAGAAGAUCGCCAAUGCCUCUAAAGUCGACAACAUCGUCGCAGAAAAUCCUGACAAGUCGCUCGACGACCUCGUAGCUUCCCGAAAGAUCAAUGCCGACCAAAAGGCUCAACUCUUGAAGAAGCCCGCACUUCAGGCAUCCCUUACCCAACUCGAGGAGCAGAUCGCACAAUACAAGAAGUUCGACCAGGAAUACAAAGUCAAAUUACAAACUGAGAAGGCAGAGUUCGAGAAGACCCAUAUCGAGCGCUCAAGCAAGGAGUUGGAGGAGGCGGUCGGCUCUGCCAAGUCCCAGGCUGCUACAGCUGCUGUCAAGCAACAGCAAGAUGAUCUUCUCCUUCUGUCACAAUUCCUGAAGCUUGCUGCUAUUCGCAGAGGUGAGGAUGAGGCUGCCGAGCUUGAAGAGAGCAAGGCUCUGGAGGGUCUUCUGGCCCAGGUCUACGCCGGUGACGCCAGUGCUGUCGCUGCCAUGCUUAAUCUCAUCCAGGGCUCCUCAGAGACUGUCACGAGUGUUACCGGAGAGCCCCUCUCUGUUACUUAUGCCGACUUGAAGACCGCCUCCCUCGCACAAAUUCCCGCUGUCGCUCCAGAAGCCGAGCAAGUCGAGACCACCGAAUACCCAGUAGAGUCUGAUCCAACCAUUGCCAACGCCGGUCUUACUGAGCUUGAUGCCCCUGCUGCUACUGAAUUGACAAACGGACACGUUGAAGCUACAUACGACCAAGGUAUUCCCGCAAACUCAGGUUUCGGUGACGGAGCUGCCAAUGCAGCUGCUGAGGCAAACUGGGACAACAACAAUGACCUGUCCACGAGCCAGGAGUGGGUUGAGGUUCCUCGCGACGCCACUGAAACUGAUACUGGUGUAACUGCUACCCCUGCUGCUCCAGCAAACACCCAGAGCUGGGCUGAUGCCGAACCUGAUUCCCCUACUCAAGUAAGCGCAUUUCUCCAUUAUCUACCAUGACUUGGACUGACUUCGUUCCAGCCAAUCGCCACCCCACCCGCCAACGAUGGAUUCCAAGCUGUCGAGCGCAAGCAAGACCGUGGUGGACGAGGUAACUUCCGUGGAGGACGUGGAGGUAGAGGCCGUGGUAACUUCAGAGGCGAUGGGUACCGUGGACGUGGAGGUCGUGGUGGAGCUCCUCGUGGAGGCCGUCGCCCAGACGAAUCCUCGUAGAUACGAGAAACCUCACACCCGCUUCUGCGUUCGUGCCAUCACUCUCCCCCUCCCGUGUAAUAUUUCCUUCCUUCCUUGUUUUGCGGCAUACUUCCCCGGCGUGAAAGGGGUUCUAGCAUUGCGUGCAUGCAUACGCAUUUUUGUGUCUAAUCUUCCUUCUCUUCCUUCUCUUCCUCUCUCUGUAUCUGUUCCUCAUGAUGAUGGAUGGCUGGAUAGCCGGUGCUUCGGGGUGUUCUCUCUCUUUCUAGCAUACUUGCGUGCUUGUUUGCUUGCUUGCCUGCAUUCGUCGUAGGUAGACUGGGAGCAUUUUGUGCUACAUGAUAUGGUCUGAUCUGGUCUGGUAUGGGUCGAGGCUUGGUUGGGUUCCCAUUAAAACAAACAAAAAGGGUCGGAUGAUACAACACACAAAAAGCAGAAACUGAAAUGAAGGAAAUGAAGAAUGUAAACAAACCAAAAGCUCUCUCUUUGCAUCUUGAAUUGGCGAUUUAGCACUUGUGAUUUUAGCGCUUCUUGCGAAUCAGCGACCUUGGAAAAGCUGGUAUGCCAAAAGUACGGGAUUGCACAUGAGGUCAGGGAAAAAUUGCCAUGUCAUUUGAGGAGUUUGCUCAGUAUUGGUCUUGCUGUUUAUCACUUUGUUCAACCAUGUCUCAUAGAAGAUUUUGGAAAUGCAGAAUUGUGGGUGAUGCGUGUUACAUGGUUUAAUCCUAGUGCUGCUGCUCUAUGAAACGCUACUAUCGAUUUCAAAUUACAUAUAUUUUUCCGUUGCUUCGGCCGUUGAGAAUGGCUCUGCUCACGCCUUCACCCAGCAUGAUCAGAG
Cadophora gregata is the source of this 2419-nucleotide messenger RNA. RefSeq lists its product as uncharacterized. Lineage: Eukaryota; Fungi; Ascomycota; Leotiomycetes; Helotiales; Ploettnerulaceae. The record is from RefSeq and is a predicted model, not a curated record. Bases 211 to 1389 code for a protein of 392 amino acids. The transcript has 4 exons.